Molecule: messenger RNA, 2303 nt
Organism: Hypoxylon trugodes
Lineage: Eukaryota; Fungi; Ascomycota; Sordariomycetes; Xylariales; Hypoxylaceae
Product: aldehyde dehydrogenase
Exons: 4
Coding region: 353-1828 (491 amino acids)
Molecular function (GO): aldehyde dehydrogenase (NAD+) activity
Source: RefSeq, a predicted model, not a curated record
CAUGAAUAUCCCCGCUUACCUUGGCAGAAUCUGCAUUAGAAAGGCACAAGGGCAUAUUUCGACAUCAGUAAUGAUAACGACUAACUGCAUGGGUAUCGUCUCCAUAAGUGAGAUAUAGCUUUACGGGUUGACGAAUGAGACUCAAGUGAGCCAUUGGGUGGACUCCUUAUGCUACGGACAUUUCAAAUAAACUUAACUGCGAUACCUCCAUUUAUAUCCGAAAUGUGUAUACUCCUCUCGAUACCCCAUACUGUUGGCGGACCCCUGGCAUUGAUGUGGAACCGGGCAACACCAACAGGAAUCAGCUUUACCGACAUUCUCACACUAUAUCUUAUAUAUAUGAAUGGUAUAAAUGAGUUCAGAACAACCGGCGAGUUGCUGCGUUCGCUCAAUCCCCCUUAACUUCGACACAUUCCAAAAUGUCAUUGAUGGAAAGCUCUCACCCACAGCAAAGACUCGUCGAUCGAUAAACCCAUGGACACUGGAAGAGAAUCCAGACUCACCUCUCAGCACACUCGAAGACGUUAACAAGGCCGUCGAGGCUGCUAAGAAAGGGGGUAAAGUAUGGGCAAAGACGCCCUGGGCCGACCGGAAGAAAGCUAUCGAAGCAUUUGCAGAUGCAAUUACAGCUGAGAAAGAGAGCUUGGGACACUGGAUUGCGAGGGAAGCAGGUAAAACGUUCGAUCGCGGUCAAUUAGAAAUCGACAUUGCCGUCAUCAACAUGCGUAUCUUUUGCGGGCUUACGCUUGAAGAGGAGGUGCGAGAAGACACCAUCACAGAUCGGGUUUCUACGCGAUACACGCCUCUCGGGGUCUCAGCCGCCAUAGUGCCCUGGAAUUAUCCCGUUGCUAUCGUCUGUACGAAGGCCGCCCCGGCGUUACUAACGGGGAAUUCCAUCAUCAUAAAGCCUUCGCCAUACACGCCGUACUGUGCACUAAAAGUCGCUGAAAUAGCCCAACGCUUCUUACCUCCUGGGGUAUUUCAAGUCCUCACUGGCGAUGACAACCUUGGCCCGUGGUUGACGGAACAUCCUGGUAUCAACCAUAUCUCUUUUACGGGCCCGACUCAUAUAGGGAAGAAAGUGGCAGAAAGCUGCAGCAAAACACUUAAGAGAACUACUCUUGAGCUAAGCGGCAAUGACCCGGCCGUCAUAUGCGCUGAUGUAGAUCCAACUGUGGCUAUCAAAAUCGCAGCUUUUGCUUUCGAAAAUGCGGGACAGAUCUGCGUUACUAUUAAACGUCUGUAUGUCCACGAAGCCGUGUAUGACGCGGUGUUAGCGAAUAUCGUCCAAUUUGUGGAGAGCCUGAAGGUCACUAAUGGUUUUGUGAAUGACGUGCCUAUUCAGCCACUUGCGAACCGAGCUAGAUUUGAGGGUAUCAAAGAACUAUUAGCCGAUAUUGAAGAGAAGAAGUUGAAAAUUGCGACUGGAGGUACUAAGCCGCUUCCGGGAGCAGGCGAAACGACGGGAUUCUUCGUUCUUCCGACGGUUAUUGAUAAUCCCCCGGAUGGUUCUAAGAUUGUCGCUGAGGAGCAAUUCGGGCCAGUUCUACCUGUCAUCAAAUGGUCGGACGAGGAAGACGUGAUCAGACGUGUGAACAACUCUCCCUGUGGUCUUGGGGCAUCCGUCUGGACACGAGAUAUGGCGCAAGCCGAACGCAUUUCUAGCCAGUUCGAGACAGGUAAUAUUUGGACCAACACUCAUAUGGAAAUCCUACCUUACCAUCCAUGGGCAGGCACGAAGGAUAGUGGCCCUGGGCUUCAAUCUGGUGUCGAGGGUCUCAAAACGUACUGUAACAUGCACACCGUCAGGGUAAAGCGAGGGAUCUAAGCCAUUUGUGUGAGUAAAGAAAUGGGUCAGUCAUAAUCGAUACUCCAGAGCAAACAAAUCGUUAUUGAUAAAUGCGCUGUCCCCCUCUUGAAGUUACUGGCGAUCGUAGGGCGGAUCUUCCGUGAUGGCUUGGAGCGCUAGGAUAUCAAAGUUGUCCCUACAUUGCGCACCUUGGUGAAUUCGACGGGAUUUGCUAUAUUCCUUUUGUAUUUCUUCUUUCCGUAUCUCGCACGCGAAUAUAAGAAAAUUUGAAUGUAUACCGAAGUGAAAUGAUGGGUUUUAUGUCAUGACUUGAGAUGGAUAUCAAUGAAGGGAGAAAUGAAUUUUAGAGUUAAUUGGGAGCGCUAUAUUCCCUCUAAUAUCCCCUAUAAUCGGUAGGCUCCGCGUUUAGAAGGAUAUUCAGAAAGCGGAAAAUAGUUAUUCUUUUAUCCACAAACGCUUACCUCGAUAGAUAAUUAUCUUAUCAGCGGAAGGU